Messenger RNA from Striga hermonthica, 1176 nucleotides. Lineage: Eukaryota; Viridiplantae; Streptophyta; Magnoliopsida; Lamiales; Orobanchaceae. The record is from the annotation of a GenBank genome assembly.
AUGAACGUGUUCAGGGGUUGGGCUUGUGCUAUAAAGAGAUCAAGAUGCAGCACUCCUCAAUAUUGUUCAAAAAUAGAAAAGGAUCAAAAUGGGAUUCUAUCUGCUGGAGGAUACUAUUUGGAAAAAAUCACGUCUAAGUCAUCAAGUCCUUUAACAGAAUCUGCGUUGGGGCGUAAUGCUACAUCUAGACGGUAUGUGCAUGGUGCACAAAAUGAUCCAGACCUGAGUAGAGAUUUCUUUGUACGACUCUGGGUUGCUGAUAGAAAGAAGCCAAAAUCUCCUGUAAAAGGACGACAUAAAGUUCUUAGAUCCAGGGGCAGCAGUGAACAGCUUGUUGAUGGACGGACUCUGUAUGGAAUUAUUGAAAGAUCUUUUUCAGGUGCAUCAGUUGUAAAUGAGAAGUAUGGGAAAAUUAAGUCAAAUCUGAAACAACCACCUACUAGUCAAUCUGUCACUGGUACACUGGAACCAAUGUCCUUGGAAGAGUCCAAGGUUGCCCCUCUUCUUGCAAGAUCUAAUCUGCUUAUAACCAGGGAUAUAGAGUGGGCCAACUUGGUUCUUGGCUUUGAGCAGGAAAAUCGAUAUGCGAUAGUUGAUGUCUGCUACCCACAAGCACCUGUCGGCUUUAUUCGGGAGCAGAGUAACGUGAUUGCAAGACAGUUGCUUCGGUUAAGACGCCCAUUUAUAGCAUCCAUAACUGAUGGAUUAGGUAACGAACUCUUUCGGGUUCGGAGGCCCUUUUGGUGGAUCACCAGUUCAAUCUAUGCAGAGAUAAAUGGACAAGAAAUUGGUGUUGUUCACAGAAGAUGGCAUCUCUGGAAAAGAAUUUAUGAUUUGUACUUGGGGAAUAAACAAUUUGCAGUGGUAGAGAACCCUGGCUUCUGGAACUGGACUUUCACAUUGAAGGACAUCGAUGGAAACGUGUUGGCUGAAAUAGAUCGUGACUGGAGGGGUUUUGGAUUUGAGCUUUUUACUGAUGCUGGUCAGUACGUGAUUCGAUUUGGGAGUGCCGACUCUGUUGUUGGGCCUGCUCCAGGGGUACAAGAGUUGAAUGUAACCCGUUCGUUAACUCUGUCUGAGAGGGCAGUAGCUGUUGCACUUGCUGUUUCACUUGAUAAUGACUACUUCUCCAGACACGGGGGCUGGGGAUUUCCCAUCAUGGUGGUUGAUGAUUGA